GGCAGAGAAUCAGAGAAAAAGAGAGGCACUGCCUCUGAUGAUUCACCUGUGGUAUGCCCAUACAGCGGGGCCUGGGGACUGAAUAUUGCUAUCCUGGGACCUACCUUUCAAGAUCUGGCAAGCAAUGUGAACCGAAAUAUCAGCAGUCUUUCCCAAAUUUUUGUGGGCCGUGCCUUUGGAUAUCUGAGUGGUUCUGUCAUUGGUGGAAUACUCUUUGAUCAUAUAAAUCAUUUUUUACUUUUGGGGGUGUCCAUGUUGGCUACCACCGUUGGGCUGUACCUCAUCCCUUUCUGCAGGAGAGCUGUGUUGCUGAUUGUCGUGAUGUCCAUCUUCGGUGUUACUUUUGGGAUUUUGGAUACAGGUGGUAAUGUGCUUAUCUUGGCUCUGUGGGGCGACAAAGGAGCCCCACACAUGCAGGCCUUGCACUUCAGCUUUGCCUUGGGCGCCUUUCUGGCUCCCCUGCUAGCUAAGUUGGCCCUGGGUCCGACAGCAUCUGCUGGAAACUACACGGAGCCGGAGCUUCAUCUCCCCACCCUCAACCAGUCAUCUGAAGUGGACUCAGGCCCUCUCUUUGGAGUCCCUGAAAACUUGAAUUUACUGUGGGCUUAUGCUGUCAUUGGGGCUUAUGUUUUUGUAGUUUCUUUCUUUCUGUUUGCUCUGUUUUUCAAGAAAAGUUCAAGAUGGGAAAAAGCAAAAAUGUCUACGAGGACGUCUAAAAAGGCGACAUACCACCACAGCCUCCUUUGCCUCCUGUUUGUGUUCUUCUUUUUUUACGUUGGCGCCGAGGUCACGUACGGCUCUUAUGUGUUCUCAUUUGCAACCACCCACGUGGGCAUGGAAGAGAGUGAGGCAGCCGGCUUGAACUCCAUCUUCUGGGGCACCUUUGCGGCCUGCAGGGGCCUGGCCAUCUUCUUUGCGACGUGUUUGCGGCCAGGGACCAUGAUUGUGCUGAGCAACAUUGGCAGCCUGGCCUCGUCUUUGUUCCUGGUGCUUUUUGACAAGAGCCCGAUUAGCCUGUGGGUGGCGACCUCGGUGUAUGGGGCAUCGAUGGCAACCACGUUUCCCAGCGGUGUUUCCUGGAUUGAGCAGUACACGACCAUCCAUGGGAAAUCGGCAGCAUUCUUUGUAGUUGGUGGUACGUUGGGAGAAAUGGCUAUUCCGGCGGUAGUUGGGUUUCUUCAAGGUCAAUAUCCUGAUUUGCCUAUUAUUCUGUACACGUGUUUUGGGUCAGCAAUAUUCACUGCUGUUUUAUUUCCUGUGAUGUACAAAUUAGCCACCUGGCCUCUUGCUCGCCAGCGCAAGGAGCACAGAAAGAGUGAGGACCAGCGAGUUUACUCUUUACUUGUGGCGGAAUAUGAGGAUGCAAAUGAAGAUGAAGACACAGAAAAAUGGAAUGAGAUGGAUUUUGAAGUGGUAAUAGAGGCAUCUAGGAAUUCUGUAAUGGAGCCGGCAUUAGAGGUCUCCAGCCAGUUUCUUGCAGACUCAUGGGUGCCGGAGGCCUCUCCACUUAAGACUGGCAGUUCAUCUAUGGAGCACCUUGCUGGAAACCAGAGUGGAAGGGCCUGCCCCUGAGAGCAGGUGUAUCCUGUGCUGACAUCCUUGGCAGUCACCGCUGGGAAGGGCCUGGCAGGGGUGAGCCUGCACAGGUGGGCAGCCUGCUUCUGGCAUGUGCUUUUCCAGGUCCCCUCCUAACAGCUGAUGCCACCAAGUGUUGACCUGUUUGCUGCUCCCAGAUGCCUUUCUAAGCAGCCCCGUGGUCUCACAUGGGAGCAUCUUGUUAGGAAG
This is a messenger RNA of Ochotona curzoniae (black-lipped pika), 1785 nucleotides long. Its product is annotated as sodium-dependent glucose transporter 1B-like. NCBI's taxonomy places the organism in Eukaryota, Metazoa, Chordata, Mammalia, Lagomorpha, Ochotonidae. The record is from RefSeq and is a predicted model, not a curated record.